Messenger RNA from Trichomonas vaginalis G3, 1065 nucleotides. RefSeq names its product spliceosomal tri-snRNP complex assembly. NCBI's taxonomy places the organism in Eukaryota, Parabasalia, Trichomonadida, Trichomonadidae. The coding region runs from base 1 to 1065 and encodes 354 amino acids. The record is from RefSeq and is a predicted model, not a curated record. Gene Ontology annotation, biological process: spliceosomal tri-snRNP complex assembly; mRNA splicing, via spliceosome. Gene Ontology annotation, cellular component: U4 snRNP; precatalytic spliceosome; U4/U6 x U5 tri-snRNP complex. The transcript has a single exon.
AUGAAUCUUGAUCACCUUCAAGAAGUCAUCCAGGAGUACACAAAAGCCCCACCGACAUCAAUUGAUGGAUCAAUGGUAACGUUAACAUAUGCAUCUACAUUAUUAAAACUUAGGAAACAGUUACACUCAAUUCUUACUAAUACUUUUCACGAAAGAUUCGCAGAUUUAGCAUCAGUUGUAACAGAUUACAAACCAUACGCCAUUUUAGCAAAACAUUUAGCAACUCAUAACGAAAUAGAAUCAGAGGACAUCAGGAAAUUCCUCACAUCACAACAGAUUGUUGCUUGUACAUUAUCAUUACAACAACAAUUAGGUCCAGAAAUAGAAUCAAAAGAUUUUCAAGAAGCCUGUGACUUACAAAUAGCCGCUUCUGAUGUUUCCACACAAUUAUCCGAAAUAUGUACCAAAUGCGUUGAAAUGUUCGCACCAAACAUGUGUGCUCUCGUUGGUCCUGAAAUUUCUGCGAUUUUAAUUACACAUGCAGGUGGUUUGAAGCAAUUAUCACAAAUACCAUCAUGCAAUAUCAAAACUUUCGGAUCAAAUAAAUCAGCUUUACUUGGUUUUUCUUCACGAAAUAUUGGAAAUCACCAAGGAAUCAUUUAUACAUCAGAACUUGUACAGCAAACAGAUCCAGAAUACAGAGAUUCCAUAUUUAGGAACCUUGCCGAUAAAGUUGCUCUUUGCUGUCGUGUAGAUGCAUCAAAAGGAAAUCCAGAUGGAUCUUUUGGAGAAAAAUCAUUGUUCGAAAUCAAAGAAAAACUCGAUAAAAAGAUCAAUAACUUCACACCAAAAUACGUCAGACCAAUCCCUCCUCCAGAAAUCGUUUCAAAGAAGACAAGAGGUGGAAGACAAGCAAGGGCAAGAAAGAAGAAAUUCGGAUUGAACGAAGAACUUGAGAAAAGACAAAAAGUUGCGUUUGGUGUGGGCGGCCAAUUCGGUGAACAAGGUGAAGUAUACGGUGUUGCUGCAUUUCAGAAACUCGUAAAAGAGAAACCAAAGACAGAUGAGCCAUUCCAGAAGAUGAUUGAAAAGAAAUUGAAACAAUUGGAUGAAAAAAGAAAAUGA